GUUUCCAAUUGUAAUCGCGUCUCACAUUCAAAUUCUUCUCUCUCACUCUUUCUUUCUCUCGUUCUAAUCCUCAAUUCUUAAAACAUGGCUUCUAAGUACAAACUUGCCAUUACUGUUGUACUCGCUCUCGUUGUACUGUUACCCACAAUCACAGUGGGAGAGCUUGUACAAGAACAGCCUCUAGUUCUCAAAUAUCAUAAUGGCCAACUCCUUAAAGGACGCAUCACCGUUAAUCUCAUAUGGUACGGAACUUUCACCCCCAUCCAACGAUCGAUAAUCGUCGAUUUCAUCAACUCUGUUAGCACCACCGGUGCUCCUCUCCCUUCCGCCGCCGCAUGGUGGAAGACCACCGAGAAAUACAAGGUUGGAUUGUCUACCAUAGUCGUAGGGAAACAGUUCUUGCAUCCGGCUUAUACUCUCGGUAAGAAUCUAAAGGGAAAGGAUCUUCUCGCUUUAGCUACAAAAUUUAACGAACUCUCUUCCAUAACCGUUGUGCUUACCGCGAAAGACGUUAACGUUGACGGUUUCUGUAUGAGUCGCUGUGGGACCCACGGAUCUGUUCAACAUGGCAAGGGUGGUGCGAGUGCGAGAACCCCUUACAUAUGGGUUGGAAACGCUGAGACACUAUGUCCCGGACAAUGCGCGUGGCCUUUCCACCAGCCUAUUUAUGGACCACAAACUUCCCCGCUCGUGGCACCUAACGGUGACGUAGGUGUUGACGGAAUGAUCAUCAACUUAGCCACUCUUUUGGCUGGUACUGUCACGAAUCCCUUUAACAACGGAUACUUCCAGGGGCCGGCGACGGCGCCGCUAGAAGCUGUUACAGCUUGUACGGGGGUUUUCGGUAGUGGGGCCUACCCGGGUUAUGCUGGCCGGGUUCUUGUCGAUAAAACUACUGGUUCGAGUUAUAAUGCGCACGGUGCUAACGGGAGAAGGUACCUUCUUCCCGCGAUGUGGGACCCGCAGACAUCAGCAUGCAGGACUCUCGUCUGAGGGGGGGACCGGUGAACUGACACGUGGCUUAAUGUGGUGUAGAUAUAUAUGGUGAGUGGAUAAACACGGGGCUGGUGAAUGAUGCUCUGGCUGGUGGGAGGAGUGUAUUUUUAAGCAGCUUUUGUCGUUUAGUUUGACGUGUAAAUUCUGUUUCUAAAAAGUAAUGUUUACUAUAUAAACUUGUUAUAAAUCUGAAAAACGAUGGAAAAAAGAGAGGCAUAUCAUUAAUAUAAUGUUUGUUAUAUGUUCAAA
Molecule: messenger RNA, 1245 nt
Organism: Vicia villosa (hairy vetch)
Lineage: Eukaryota; Viridiplantae; Streptophyta; Magnoliopsida; Fabales; Fabaceae
Product: protein EXORDIUM-like 2
Exons: 1
Coding region: 85-993 (302 amino acids)
Source: RefSeq, a predicted model, not a curated record